Messenger RNA from Akanthomyces muscarius, 669 nucleotides. RefSeq lists its product as uncharacterized. The record is from RefSeq and is a predicted model, not a curated record. Lineage: Eukaryota; Fungi; Ascomycota; Sordariomycetes; Hypocreales; Cordycipitaceae. Bases 1 to 669 code for a protein of 222 amino acids. The transcript has 2 exons.
AUGACUCAUACUCAUAGAUGGCCGCUCUUCUACGAUACCCUUCUCGCCAACGGCAUCCCUAGGGAUGCCGUUUUCCUGCAAUGGAAGGUGGCCAAGGUACACAUUGAUUGCUAUACGCUUGGCCCGGAAUGGAACGAGGCAAGAGACGGGGACGCCGUGCCCGACGACUAUCGCACGGGUCAAGAAUACGAUUGGCCCCGCAAGGUUGACCAGAACCACUGGGUCAUCAUCGUCGAGACGGAGGACGCUCGUCAGAUUCGCCUGGAGAUGGUGGACAUGUGGAACCCAAGAACAGUCGAAAGUCGGCCGGGCGUGCUCAUGCUGCACAGGCUGGCCUACAAGGGCCCGUCCAAAAGCAUGCUCUACCGCGCGACGUACACUUGGAGUGGUCCCCCUGCCACGAUCCGUCAGUUCCUGGAGCACACGCUCAAGAAGGGCUGGCACAAGUACGAGAUGGUAGAGACCGACGAGGGAGUGAAAGGAUGCCGCUAUCACUUGUCAACCAUACUGUCUAACCUCGCGCAGAGCGGUUUUCUCAACGAGGAGUCGGACAGAGGCAGCCACAUCGACAAAGCCAUGAUGUGGAGGUACACAAAGAACAAUGAUAUGGCCCCCCCCGCACUCUUGACGACUCAUGCGGGACCCUACAAACAGGGCAAGUUCUGGUGA